This is a messenger RNA of Fusarium falciforme, 1668 nucleotides long. RefSeq names its product MFS domain-containing protein. Gene Ontology annotation, molecular function: carbohydrate:proton symporter activity. NCBI's taxonomy places the organism in Eukaryota, Fungi, Ascomycota, Sordariomycetes, Hypocreales, Nectriaceae. The transcript has 2 exons. Gene Ontology annotation, biological process: transmembrane transport; carbohydrate transport. The record is from RefSeq and is a predicted model, not a curated record. Gene Ontology annotation, cellular component: membrane. Bases 1 to 1668 code for a protein of 555 amino acids.
AUGGAGAAGCACGAUUCGCCCUCGGUCAACCAAGUUGAACUCGAGGCGACCUUGACCGAAGUUGCCAAGGUAGCGACAAUCCAUAACACCAAGCUCCAAAAGGCUGCUUUGGAAGGCACCGCCGAUGAACACGAACUCAGCAUUCGUGAUGCCAUCCGAGCCUAUCCCCAGGCCAUCAUGUGGGCGCUUGUGUCGUCUACCUGUGUCAUCAUGGAAGGCUACGACACGAACCUCCUUUCCAAUUUCUUUGCCUAUCCGUCGUUCUUGAUCAGGUACGGCCGAUACGUGGGAGUUACUCCAGAGACCCCCACGGGAUACCAGUUGACCCCGGCUUGGCAAGCCGGACUAUCUCAGGGCGGAGGAGUCGGCUCUGUGUUUGGCUGCCUGAUGUGCGGCUACUUGGUGUCCAAGUAUGGCUCUCGACGGGUGCAGCUAGCAGCUCUGGCUGCCCUCACUGCCUUUAUCUUUGUCGUCUUCUUUGCCCCCAACUUGCCCACGUUGGUUGUUGGCGAGAUUCUCUGCGGUAUCCCAUGGGGUAUUCUCGCCACAACAGCCCCGGCCUACGCUUCGGAAGUUCUACCACCAGUUCUCCGGACCUACAUGACGUCGUAUACGAAUAUGUGCUUCAUCAUUGGCCAGCUGAUUUCUGCUGGUGUUCUCAAAGGACUCUCCACACGCACCGAUGCAUUGGGCUACAAAAUUCCCUUUGCCUUGCAAUGGGUCUGGCCCGUGUUUCUCAUUCCUCUCAUCUGGAUGUCGCCCGAAUCUCCCUGGUAUCUGGUCAGAAUGGGGAAGCUGCACGAAGCCGAAGAGUCUCUGCGCCGCCUACAGUCGCCAAAGGCCACCAACGUCGAUCCUCAGAAGACACUUUCCACAAUCAUUUACACCAACAACCUCGAGCAGCAGUUGCAGGUCGGAACCAGCUACUGGGAUUGCUUCAAGGGCUUUGAGCUCCGCCGUACCGAGAUCGCUUGCGUCGUCUUUGCUGGUCAGAUCCUGUGUGGAAUCUGCUUCGCCUACAACAGCUCCUACUUUUUCUCCCAAGUUGGUCUCGGAACGAGCACGACCUACUCUCUUGCGCUUGGAGGAACCGGCUUGGCAUUCUUUGGCUGUCUGGUCAACUGGUUCGUCCUCAUGCCAAACUUUGGCCGACGCACGAUUUACGUCUGGGGCAUGGGCGGCAUGUGUUUUGUGCUCAUUCUCAUCGGUAUUCUCAACGUCUGGACUCACAUCUCGGCCGUCGCCAUGACACAGGCCUGCCUCACCCUCCUUUGGACUUUCAUCUUUCAGCUGUCUGCCGGCCAGCUUGGCUGGGCGCUCCCUGCCGAAAUGGGCUCGACUCGUCUUCGACAAAAGACCAUUUGUCUCGCUCGCGACUCGUCCAACAUUAUGGGCACCAUUGGCGGCACUCUGCAGCAGUACUUUAUGAACCCGCAGGCGUGGAACCUCAAGGGUUAUACUGGGUUCGUCUGGGGCGGUACUUGCUUUUGCAUGUUUGUCUGGAGCUACUUCCGUCUGCCUGAGACCUGGAACCGCUCGUACCACGAGCUCGAUAUUCUGUUUGCGAAGAAGGUCCCGGCGCGCCAGUUUGCGACUACCGUUGUCGAUCCUUUUGAUACAACUGUCAUUGAUGGCAUCACUGGCAAAAUCAACAACGAGGCCGUCUAA